UUUUGUUCUACUUUAGCUUCCAAAUUCACACUGUUUUGUUCAUUCACCGUGUGGUGGUGUUGAAUUACCUGGGUGUUCAUCCAUUUUUCUGGGUUUUUAGUUCACUGUUUCUUCAUUGAUGUUCUAUGGGUUUUAGGGCCUUUAAGGUUUGUGUUUGGUGAUCUUGCGGGCGUACGAAGUUAAUCUUUCAAUUCAGUAUUUAAUUUGGUGAACGAGUUCAUCAGAAUUGCAAUUAGGGUUUGGAAUUGUAAGUAAACUGGGGUCAGAUAGAACAAGGCUUAACUGAAAUUGGUCCUGUUUUACAUCUUGUUGAAUUGAAUCUUUUCAAUUUCUCAUUUUCUUGGUAGCAGCAUACCUAGGAGCUCUUCUUCUUAAGAAAAACAAAAGCAUAAAUGAUAAAAGAUCAUACCUAAGACUUUUUUAACCUCAAUUUUACUAGUCUGUUCUUGAUCUGAGAGCUUAUGAACAGUGGAAAUGUUCUAUGUUUUUUGGGUUUUGUCAAUUUAGAAGAAUCUCAAGUUUAAUGAGACAAUAUGAAACGUAAGAAUUGGAUUUAUAAGAGAGGAAUCGGGAUUCAAGGGAGAUUCCGGAAGAUGAUGAAGUGCAUUUGUUCUGGAGAGCAGUUAAGAGUAGAGGAAAUUAUUCCUUCUUCGGAAUCACUGGCGACCCGAGACUAUUCAGCUAGUGGAUAUUCUUCUCGAGCUGGUGACACCGAGACAAAGGCAGAUACUAGCAACAUCGAAGAGGCUGAAUCAUCUCUUCGUGAGAGUGGUUUUCUGAACUACGAGGAAGCAAGAGCUUUACUAGGACGACUUGAGUUUCAGAAAGGAAAUAUAGAAGCUGCUCUUCAUGUGUUUGAAGGAAUUGACAUAGCUGCAGUAACUCCCAAGAUGAAAGUCUCCAUUGCCAGGAGAUGUGAACCCAACAGACGCCGUUCACAAAAAGCGGCUCAAUCAUGCAAAGUUAUUCUGGACACUGUUGAAUCUGCAUCACCAGAAGGCCUACCUGUAGACUUUGCUGUUGACUGUAAGUUGCAAGAGACUCUAAGCAAGGCAGUUGAGUUGCUUCCAGAGUUGUGGAAACUUGCUGGGUCCCCUCAAGAAACAAUCUUAUCAUAUCGGCGUGCCCUCCUCCAUCGUUGGAUUCUUGACAUGGAAACCACAUCGAAGAUAGAAAAAGAGUUUGCGACUUUUCUUUUGUACUGUGGUUGUGAAGCAAGCCCUCCAAAUCUUCGUUCUCAGAUGGAAGGUUCUUUUGUACCAAGAAAUAAUACAGAAGAGGCCAUUCUUUUGUUAUUAAUUCUAUUAAGAAAGUUUGUUCUCAGAAAGAUUGGAUGGGACCCAUCCAUUAUGGAGCACCUUUCUUUCGCACUGUCUGUUUCUGGGGAACUAAGGGCCCUUGCCUGUCAGGUUGAAGAGUUGCUUCCUGGGAUUAUGGAAAGAAAAGAAAGAUAUCGUACUCUGGCUCUGUGUUACCAUGGGGAAGGCGAGAACAUGAUUGCUUUGAAUCUAUUGAGGAAAGUGGUGUAUAACAGUGGGGAUCCAAACUCUGUAUUGGAUUUGUUACUGGCUUCAAAGAUUUGUGGGGAGAAUGUGAUUUGUGGGGAGAAUGUGGGUUGUGCUGAAGAAGGAAUAGGAUAUGCUCGCAAAGUGCUUUCCAAAUUACAUGGAGGAUGCAACUAUUUGUUUAGUGUUGCUAAUGGCUUGCUUGGUAUUUUACUCUCAGCACAAUCCAGAUCCAUUGCUUCUGACUCUGAGAGGAGUGUAAGACAGUCUCAAGCACUUCAGGCUCUAGAAACUGCUGAGAGAACCAUGAGAGAAACAAAUCCUAAUAUUAUAUACCACAUUAGUCUUGAAAACGCAGAGCAGAGGAAGUUAGACAUCGCUCUUUAUUAUGCAAAGCAGCUGUUAAAACUUGAGGCUGGGUCUAGUGUUGUAGGUUAUAUACUUUUGGCUCGAAUAUUGUCAGCUCAGAAGCUGUUCAUUGAUGCUGAGGUUAUAAUUGAUGCUGCUUUGGAUGAAACUGGGAAGUGGGAUCAAGGGGAACUUCUACGAACUAAAGCUAAACUCCAGAUUGCACAAGGCCACUAUAAAAAUGCCAUAGAGACAUAUACGCACCUUCUUGCUGUUCUUCAACUUCAAAAUAAGAAUUUUCGGGCUGGGAAAAAGCUUCAAAAGAAUAGGGAAAAGCGUGAUAGGAGUUUAGAAAUGGAGACAUGGCAUGAUCUAGCUAAUAUAUAUACAAGCUUGUCGCAGUGGCGGGAUGCUGAAGUGUGUCUUUCAAAAUCCAAGGCUAUCAGUCCUCAUUCUGCAUCUAGGUGGCACACCACCGGUUUACUCUAUGAAGCGAAGGGUCUCCACAAAGAAGCUCUGAAAUAUUUUGAGCAAGCAUUGGAUGUUGAGCCCACCCAUGUGCCAAGCUUGAUCUCCACAGCCACUGCUCUCAGACAACUUGGUGACCAAUCAUUGCCUGUUGUGAGAAGUUUUCUGACCGAAGCUCUUCGACUGGACAGAACAAAUCCUUCUGCAUGGUACAAUCUUGGGCUUCUCUACAAUGCCGAAGCCGGUGCAUCAGCACUAGAGGCAGCUGAAUGUUUUGAGGCUGCAGCUCUUCUUCAAGAAUCUGCACCUGUAGAACCCUUCAGAUGAUCAGCCUUUCGCCCGCACAUCAUUCUGUAAACCACAUAUACAUGGUUGUGAAUUAGUUCUUGAAAUGUAAUACCACUCGCUUUCCGCGUAAUGUAGUUAUUCUGUAGAAAUCUAAAAAAGAAAAUGAUCAAAUUUUCAUUUCAAAUUUCCUUUAAUUUAAUUCAAAAGUUUCUUCCUUUGAUUUCAA
Messenger RNA from Malania oleifera, 2835 nucleotides. RefSeq names its product protein NPGR2-like. Gene Ontology annotation, molecular function: protein binding. Bases 534 to 2648 code for a protein of 704 amino acids. The record is from RefSeq and is a predicted model, not a curated record. The transcript is spliced from 5 exons. Lineage: Eukaryota; Viridiplantae; Streptophyta; Magnoliopsida; Santalales; Ximeniaceae.